AUGGCGGGAUCAACAAUAUCCAUGGGCCAGUAUCUCUUCAGGCGUAUCAAGGAAUUAGGGACCGAACAUAUUCUAGGUGUUCCUGGUGACUUUAACCUUACUCUCCUCGACGAGAUCUAUAAAGUGCCUGGCUUGAACUGGGUCGGGUGCUGCAAUGAGCUCAAUGGAGCAUACGCUGCUGAUGGUUACACAAGGAUCAAGGGCUCUCCAGCUGCCCUGAUCACAACCUACGCCGUUGGCGAACUGUCAGCUAUGAAUGGUGUCGCAGGAGCCUACGCCGAGCAUGCAGGAAUGAUCCACAUUGUCGGCAUGCCUGCCAGACAGAUGCAAAAGAAUCGAGUCAUGCUCCACCACACUAUGGCACCAAACAUGGACCACGGCAUCUAUAUUCACAUGGCCGCACCCAUUCGCAAGGACCAUGCAUUUCUGAUGGAAGACAAGACCAUGGCAGAAGACAUUGACCGCGUCAUCGUUUCUUGUGUUCAGAGCAGACUGCCAGUAUACAUCUAUGUCCCCGCUGAUGUCGUCUCCGUACAGCUGGAUGCCAAGCGCUUAGAUACCCCCUUGAAUACGUCAAUUACCAAUCCUGACAGCAAAACAGAGGACAGGAUUGUAGAAACAGUACUCUCUUUGAUCGAAAAGGCCUCAAACCCAGCGAUCUUGGCCGACGUACUCUCCAUUCGACAUGGAGGAUUACAAUUGACCAAACAACUAGCCGAGUUGACAAGUUUCCCCAGCUACUCAACACCUUUGUCAAAAGGAGUCAUCGACGAGACAAAACCAUACUAUAAUGGCUGCUUCAACGGCCGCGUAUCAUUUCCGGGAGUUGCGGAUGGCCUUGAGAGCUCAGAUCUGGUGUUGAACAUCGGACCUCUUCUGUCAGAUUCGAACACUGGAGGGUUCACCAGAUACCUCAACGAUGAAAAUGUAGUACGUCUGGGCCACGACUUUUGUCAAAUCAAAGACGAGAAAUUCGACAACUUUCAUUUCCUCCCUAUACUGAAGCGAAUUGUUGCCGAGCUAGAAUCUUACCCUCAAAAGUUCAACGUCCCAAGGCGGUCGUCCAAGCCGAAAAUUGAGCCACCAGUUUUGAAUAAGUCCGAUUCGGGGAAAAUUGAGCAGUCAUUCGUCUGGCAGAGACUUGGUCGAUUCUUGAAAGAGGACGACAUUGUUCUCGCAGAAUCCGGAACUGCACAAUUUGGUGUACCAGACUCCACUUUCCCUCCGAACAUUCGAUACAUUACCCAGAUCUUCUGGUCUUCCAUUGGUUUCACCGUCGGGGCAUGCUUUGGAGCUCUCGUUGCGGCUAAAGAGCUCAAACACUCCGGGCGGGUGAUUCUGAUCGUUGGUGAGGGAAGUCUACAAAUGACGGUGCAAGAGAUCGGUAGCUAUAUCCGCUACGGGUAUAAGCCCAUUAUCUUCGUUAUCAACAACGAUGGCUAUGCCAUCGAGAGGGCGAUCCAUGGCCCUGAACAAGGCUACAACGACGUCAGCAUGUUGUGGGAUCAUCAGAAAAUGCUGGAGUUCUUUGGUGCGCGGGAAGCUACUGGAAUCAAGGCAAAGAGCCAAAGUGCAAAGACUGUCGAGGAGCUGGAGGCGGUGCUUACUGACGAUCACUUUGGAAGUUGCAAGGACAUCCAGCUUUGCGAAAUCUUCAUGGGCAAAUUCGACUACCCUUGGAGACUGUCGGAGCAGAUCAACAUCGCGAGAGAGCGAAUGAAGCAAGCCGCGGAUGCAUCCGCUGCGGCCAGUGUUACUGGUUGA
Molecule: messenger RNA, 1764 nt
Organism: Exophiala aquamarina CBS 119918
Lineage: Eukaryota; Fungi; Ascomycota; Eurotiomycetes; Chaetothyriales; Herpotrichiellaceae
Exons: 5
Coding region: 1-1764 (587 amino acids)
Molecular function (GO): carboxy-lyase activity; thiamine pyrophosphate binding; magnesium ion binding
Source: RefSeq, a predicted model, not a curated record